Schistocerca cancellata (South American locust) is the source of this 2029-nucleotide messenger RNA. RefSeq names its product E3 ubiquitin-protein ligase MARCHF2-like. The record is from RefSeq and is a predicted model, not a curated record. NCBI's taxonomy places the organism in Eukaryota, Metazoa, Arthropoda, Insecta, Orthoptera, Acrididae. Gene Ontology annotation, molecular function: ubiquitin-protein transferase activity; zinc ion binding. The transcript has 6 exons. The coding region runs from base 249 to 1013 and encodes 254 amino acids. Gene Ontology annotation, biological process: protein ubiquitination.
GGCAAUGUUGCCUACGUCACGCUAACAGUACUGACUUACAAAUCUAUUUUAACGAAUCUAGUGACAAUUUACGAACUUAUCGUAAUUUUUUAAUCAUUUGGCUCGUGAACCAAAGAUUAAUGUUGUAGCUACGUUUGAUUUUAUGAUGUGCCUCAAGAUUGCUCGUAAAAUGUCCAGUUUCUGGAUUGAUGCGAAAGAAUAUACUGGAGCGAAGUGUUUAAGAUAUAAAGUGGGCUGAGUACCAAAAUAUGGACGGAGAAAGGAAAGGAAUUUCACAUUGCAACGACCUGUUUGAUUCACCAAAUACGCCCCAGGCAAGCUCUGUUUGUAGUACAGAGGAAAGUCGUUUGUACGUCAGCCCAAUUGUGAUUCAGUUGCAACAAAGUGAACCAAGAAGUACAGGAAAUGUGUCGAAAUCGCUCCAUUCAACUUCUUCAAGCUCGAGUGUCGUAUGCAGAAUUUGUCACGAUGAUGACAAGACUGGCAUGUUAAUUUGUCCAUGUGACUGUUUAGGGGCACUAGGACUGAUUCAUAUUAGUUGCCUUGAAAAAUGGCUGUCAACUUCAAACACAGAUAAAUGUGAAAUAUGCCAAUUUAGAUUCAAAAUUGUACGGAAACCUGGGUCAUUUUCGCAGUGGUUGAAGAGCAAUGACAAAAUGGGAGCAAAAACAGUGUUGGGGGAUCUCCUGUGUCUUGCUUUACUUACACCAUUAAGUCUUGCCUCCGUCUAUAUAUGCAGUUUCGGCGCCUUUAUAUAUAUGAGCCAUGGAGCAUGGGAAGGGGUAGGUCUUGCUGUGGUUGGUUGUUUCCUGCUGAUGGUAUUCCUCCUGUGGUGUGGUGUAACAGCAAGGUAUCAUUGGAAGCUGCUGAAGGAAUGGCAGAGGAAGUAUCAAACAGUUCAUGUUUUGUUAACUGGAAAGAAAACUCUCAGUGAAUGUAUUGAAAAGCAACAUUCACCAGCAAACAGAAAUGCUACUCAUCAUGAAGAUAUUGAAAUGAGUGUCUUCGUAUGAUGGAUACUCUUUUGUAAUGUUAUUUAUUUGCUGCUGCUCACUAUUUUUAAAUAUGUAUAUUUUUAAUUAUUUAUAUGGAAGUUACUAAUGUAACACUAGUUGUCAGUUUUGAAGCAUUCCAGUGUCACCAAAUUUUGUUUGAGGGUGGCAGAUUGUUUCAAAUAAUGACAUGAGGGAUCCAAAAGAUGUAAGAGCUCCUAAGGCAGCCAUUGCAUAUUGUUAAACUGAGCUCCAGUUCUUCUAAUAUUCAGUGCCUUGUGUUACACGGUUAACGAUUUUAUACAUUAAUAUACAUGUUAUAUUUUAUGAAGUGCCUUGGCUGUUGGUAUAAACAACAGCAGAUAACAGUCGUGUGUUAUUAUAGGUGAUGUCUGUUUUUAGACUGAUUAAUGUAAGUGAAAUGACCAGUAUUAAUGACAGCUUUAAAAGGUGUAAACAAUUAUUUUAACUCCAUUUCUUUAACUUUUUAAUCAGUAAUUUCAAGUGCCUUUUUAACAGUACAGAUUUGUUAUUCUUGUCUUAUGUAAGUAUUAUUACCAAUGUUGAAGUACAAAAUGUUACGUCACUUACCUUCUCUAAAAAGUACUAACAAUAUGAACAGCCAGGAAUUUUCAAAGUUAAGAUAAGAACACAAAGAAGUGUAACAGUAUUGCAUGCAAAUACUGUAAUAAUAUUCACCCACAUUAUUUUUAGUGUUUCAUCAUGUUGUGAUAAAUGUACACUAAUUUUCUUUUGUACAUCUUUGAAAGAACAUUUUAUGAUAUCAGCUUCAAACCUGCAUUCUGUGUUGAGUGAGUGAGAAUGCCCUUUGUUUCCAUUUUCAGGGAAUUUUUAGUCUUGUAUUUCUGGAAGUUUCUGGUGCAGCAGCAGCAGCUGCUGCUUGUUGCUUUACUUUAUAAACUACAUGACAUAAUCACUAAUAAAUGAAAAACUCCAUGUCUGAAACUGUGAGAAGAGUGCCUGAUCUUAUGUUAAUGCCUAUUCCAUGCAUUCUUUCCUGAAUCUGAAGGAAAGGA